AGUCGCACAACGCAGCUCAGAGCUCGAUAUCAUCACUGUUGCAGGUUCAGCAUGGCCGACUUUGAUAUGAUCACGUAUGAAGAUGAUGAAGAAAAUGGCGUUUAUCCCGAUGAUGCAGCAUUAAAUAUGGUACCCGAUCCAAUUUUCAUAAGAGGAACAGGGCACAUAACUAUAUUUGGGUUGAGCAAUAAAUUUGAGACAGAGUUUCCACAAGAGCUUGCAGCAAAGGUUGCUCCAGAAGAGUAUAAGUGCACUAUCACAAAAAUGAACAGUAUACUACAUAAAACAAUGCCUAUGAACUUGAAAUGGUUAAUAUGUGGAUGUUUAUGCUGUUGUUGUACAUUAGGAUGUUCCGUUUGGCCUGUUCUGUGGUUAACAAAAAGAACGCGGCACAUGAUUGAGAAGUCACUAGAUUGGGAAAACAGCAGAUUGUACUAUAAACUUGGUCUUCAUUGGUCGUUAUGUAAAGAGCAAUGUGAAUCAAGUAAUAUGAAAGAAUAUGUACUUAAGAUAGAAUUUGUUCCAAGGCUGAAUAUACUCAAACCAGACUGACACAAUGGAGAGAAUGAACCGAUUUGAAAGUAAUCUUUAUUUAAUUGCCCUUGAAAGUAGCUGACACUAAAGAUAUCACUAUGAAAUUAUGUACAGUAAAUAAUAUGUAUAUAUGAAAUACAGGUACAUAGAUCAUAUGAAAUCCACAUGUGUAAAUAUGUCAGUAUUAUUUGCCAAAUAUGUUUCAUUUGGUUGUUUGUCUGUCCUUUUUUAGAAAAAUAAUUGUUGCUGCCAUAAAGUAAUUUGAUUUCAUGAUUCUAGUACAUUUAUUUGUCUGAUGCACAAUAGUCCUAAUGAUACAGUAUGCUUGCUAUCUAAUAACAUGCAUACUAUUGAAAUAGUUCAUGAUAUAAACUUAUCAUGUGAUUGAUCCUUAAUUUAGCAGUCAUUAUGUCUUUAUUAUUACCUGAAGAAGGUAUGUUUUAAUGUGUAUAUGUUUGCUCCUAUUCAAAAUUGAAUUUGGAUGAGAAGAUUGAUGAUAUCGGGGCCCUGGAACACAAAGCUUGGUGAUUGAUCAUAGGAAUGAUUUUUACACUUGAUUACAUUGACUAUUACAUGUAAUCAAGUAUAACAGUCAAUCGUACUGUCAGUUAAUGUGUUUUGUGUAACAGACCCCUGAAAGAUUGUGAGUGUGCAUCACAAAGUGAACCAUGCUCUACAAGUGUUUUAUUGAAAGUGGAUAGUAUACAUAUAUACCAGUGAAUAGUAAAUUCUAUUUUCCUCUAAACCAUAUGAUAUCCUUUUAUAUCGAAUACAUCCCAACAACAUGCAAGGUGUGUGAAUGAAAUACAUUUGUAUAAAAUAUUCAUGGACGUAGAUAUAUUUGUAUUUCUAUUGUGCAAAAUAUAAUCAUAUAUCAUUGAUACUAUAAUUGAAAGUCGUAUUUUUACCAGCAAAAGUAUAUGUACAUUACAUCAAAAUAUAGAUUGAUGGAAAUCCCUUUCAAAUGUAUUUUAUCAUUGACAGAUAUUGUACUAUCCCCUUGCAUAUUUGCUUGAAAUCGGUGUAGUUCUAAGUUUAUUACUUGUUUGAUAGAUUUAUUCUUUGGUGUAUGAAGCGCUUUGUUACCGCUAAGAAAGGAUGUAAUAUAAAAUAUCUCUGUGAUUAAUUGCAUUGGUUUGGGAGAAUGUUAUACAUUUUUUUUUUCAACUUCACCCAAAAAUGCUUAAAAUUGGUUGAUAAAUGUGAUAUUAUUUCCGUCCCGAGCGUGUGUGAUAUAUACUUUUCUCUCUGGAAAAAAAAUCUAGAGACCAAUCUACCUAAACUUCAUAUUUGGACCCUUACCCAAAUAAAAAAAAAUCUUUCUUCUACUUGUACACGAAAAAUAGUAUGCUCUGAAAUAUUUUUUCAGGUCAAUAGUAAAUUUACAAUAGUUGAUUUCAAAUAUCUGGCCUCCAUUUCAUUAACAAACAAAUGGUGAGAAGUUUACAGCAAAUUUAUUGACAACCAAUCAAAUUUCACCUUUUCAGAAGCUUAUAACAGUUUCAUCCUAUUGAUGUCCUCAAAUCACAUGGAUACAAUAUUUUAUGUGAAAAGCCAGAGUUGGCAUUUGACUCCUUUACAUUGAAAAAACUCAGACCCAAAUCAACUUUAUUAAGUUUGCUUCUUUUCCUCUUCCAUUAGACUUGCAAACUGUUGUAAUUCUGCAUUAUAUAACCUUGAUUGUGAUUGGCUGCUGAGCCUUGUUACCACGGUAAUUAAAUAAUGGCAAAGUUCCAACAGUUACAAGUUUCUAUGAAAUGUCACCUGUUUCCUUUGUCACAUGAGAUGAGAUGUCUAUUGUUCUUUCUCUUCCACUUUGCUUCCUUACUUAUAUUGUGGUAAAGUCCAAGUUUACAGUUUCAUUGUAAAAUUUCACUCAAAGUAGUGUAUCCCCUCAUAUCUCUACCUCUAUGAGAUAAACAUAAAGACUAACUGAAAAACAGUAUACAUGUACAUGCAGAAAUAAUACAUGAACACUCUUAAAGAUAAAUUCCAGUAGUUGCAGUUAACACUGA
Molecule: messenger RNA, 2549 nt
Organism: Lytechinus variegatus (green sea urchin)
Lineage: Eukaryota; Metazoa; Echinodermata; Echinoidea; Temnopleuroida; Toxopneustidae
Product: cysteine-rich hydrophobic domain-containing protein 2-like
Exons: 5
Coding region: 52-552 (166 amino acids)
Source: RefSeq, a predicted model, not a curated record